This is a messenger RNA of Miscanthus lutarioriparius, 1449 nucleotides long. The record is from the annotation of a GenBank genome assembly. NCBI's taxonomy places the organism in Eukaryota, Viridiplantae, Streptophyta, Magnoliopsida, Poales, Poaceae.
AUGGCGGGGCUGCCUCCGGUCGCCAGCGCGACGGCGUCGCUGCUGCUGCUGCUGCUGCUCGCGGUGACCGCGGCGGCGGCGCGCGAGGAGCGGGGCCUGGCGGCGCGGGUGGAGGGCCCGCCGCCGCGGCACCGCCACGCGUACGCCGCCAUGAUGUACAUGGGCACGCCGCGGGACUACGAGUUCUACGUCGCCGUGCGCGUCAUGAUGCGCUCCCUCACCCGUGUCCGCGCCGACGCCGACCGCGUCCUCAUCGCCUCCGCCGACGUGCCGCGCGACUGGGUCCGCGCAAUGACAGAAGAGGAUGGCUUGAGGGUGGUGAUAGUGGAGAACCUCAGGAAUCCUUACGAGGGCAACCUAGGAGGGAUCAACAAGAGGUUCAAGCUGACACUGAACAAGCUUUAUGCGUGGACCCUGGUGGACUAUGAGCGUGUCGUCAUGAUUGAUUCCGAUAACAUCUUCCUCCAGAACACAGACGAGCUAUUCCAAUGUGGACAGUUCUGUGCUGUUUUCAUCAACCCGUGCUACUUCCACACUGGUCUUUUCGUGCUCCAGCCUUCUAUUGAUGUAUUCAAGGGCAUGCUUCAUGACCUAGAGACUGGCCGUGAAAACUCUGAUGGUGCUGACCAAGGCUUUUUGAUUGGGUGCUACCCAGACUUGCUCGACAAACCAAUGUUUCACCCUCCUGAGAAUGGCACGAAGCUCAAUGGGACCUAUCGCCUUCCUCUUGGCUAUCAAAUGGAUGCAUCCUACUACUAUCUCAAGCUACAUUGGCAUGUCCCGUGUGGGCCAAACAGUGUUAUCACAUUCCCCAGCGCACCUUGGUUUAAACCUUGGUACUGGUGGUCCUGGCCGGUCUUGCCACUAGGACUUUCCUGGCACAAGCAGCGCUGGGACGAUCUUGGGUAUGCUGCUGAAAUGCCAGUGAUACUGAUGGAGGUUUUAAUGUACAUAGUUAUCAUAACAGUCACCAGAUUGGCAAGGCCAGGGAUGACCAAACUGUGCUAUAACCGACGUCCUGAGAAGCUAAGUGCUCUGGUGCAGUGGCUGAUCAAGCUGGCUGCAAUUGUGGCUGUGGUGGCUGCAUAUUCCGUUCCAUUCUUUGUGAUCCCACGCACAGUUCACCCGAUCAUGGGCUGGUCUAUCUACCUAUUUGGUGCGCUUGCCUUGUCAGUGCUCGUUAUCAAUGUUUUUCUGCUCCCACCACUUGACGUGCUUACAACGUGGCUCGCGAUUGUGGGCAUGCUCAUCGUUAUGGCAUUCCCAUGGUACCCUGAUGGUGUUGUGAGGGCUCUGGCAGUCUUUGGAUAUGGAUUUUGCUCGGCGCCAUUCUUGUGGGCAUCCAUGGUGAGGAUGAUGGACUCACUGCAGACGAUGCUGGAGAGGGAUCCAUUCUUCCCCCGAAUUGGUGAACCAACACAGGAGACUGAAUUCAGCAAGCUGUUCUGA